Meloidogyne enterolobii is the source of this 846-nucleotide messenger RNA. The record is from the annotation of a GenBank genome assembly. Lineage: Eukaryota; Metazoa; Nematoda; Chromadorea; Rhabditida; Meloidogynidae.
AUGCUUAUAGAAAACGAAGCCUGGGUAAAACAAAAACAAAACGAACAAAAAGCUAAGAGAGAACGUGAAGAAGCUGAAAAAACCGCUCUAGAACAACAACGUUCAGAAAAACGAGAACUUGCUGAAAAAAAUUUUAAUCGUUGGAAGUCAGAAUUGGAAAGACGUUUGGCUGAGAAAAAGGCAGCAGAACGAUUAAAAGCACAGAAAAAGGCAGAAGAAGAAAAACAAAAAAAAGAACAAAAACAACUAGAAGCACAACAAACAUUCCAAUCUUGGAAAAAACAGGACGAAAUAAGAAGAAAAACACAAAAGGAACGGGCCAAAAGUGUUGAACAACGUAUUGCCAAACAAACUGAACAAAAUAAGGAGCAAAAAAGAAGGGAGGCUGAAGCUGCUUUUCAUGCUUGGAUUCAAAUGGCUGAUGAACGUAUGAGAACUCAACAUGCUCUAAAACAGGAGGAAGAGGAGCGUAAAGAGGAGGAACGUCGUGAACAGAGUAAAGCUAAAGCAAAAAUUGCUGAAGAAGCUUAUUCCUUGUGGAUGAAUAUGAAGGAGGAAGAACGCAAAUAUAGACGAAGCCUUGCCUUUCGAAUUCUCGACUUUGAACGACGUGCCAACAGUGAAAGGUCUAUAACUCCAUGGAUUCCCACAAGCCCAACAGUCAUUCACAGUACACACUCACGUUCUACUUUGCUCACUCCUCCCUUAAAUUCUGCAAAAGGUAGAAGACGAACUUUAGAGAAGAAAUUGGUUUUGCCUGAUUGGAGGAAACAUCAAAAAAAUAAAAAUAAUUUGGAGACGAAAUCUGCAAUAAAUUCUGGUACUAAUAGACGGCCUUGGCGUUAA